Molecule: messenger RNA, 5214 nt
Organism: Anoplopoma fimbria (sablefish)
Lineage: Eukaryota; Metazoa; Chordata; Actinopteri; Perciformes; Anoplopomatidae
Product: importin-13-like
Exons: 23
Coding region: 131-3052 (973 amino acids)
Biological process (GO): protein import into nucleus
Cellular component (GO): nuclear membrane; cytoplasm
Molecular function (GO): small GTPase binding
Source: RefSeq, a predicted model, not a curated record
ACGGAGCGGAGGCAGGGAAGCGGCAGGGAGCUGCCAGCAUCGUCUCGUACAGUCGCAGGACAGAAAGGUGUGAAAACACGGGUCUCCCAGACCACCUAGAAGCCAAACACGGAGCCGCCAUUGUUUUAUCAUGCUGUCACACUCUGAAAACCUGCGGGUCAGCGGGGACAUGGAGACACCGGGGAGGACAGCAGCACCGGACAGCCUGGACUUCACCGUGGACAACGUGGAGAAGGCCCUCCACCAGUUGUACUAUGAUCCCAAUAUAGAAAACAAGAACCUGGCCCAGAAAUGGCUCAUGCAGGCUCAGGUCUCGCCUCAAGCCUGGCAGUUCUGCUGGUCCCUACUGAGCCCAGAUAAGGUGCCAGAGAUCCAGUACUUUGGCGCCAGCGCUCUUCACACCAAGAUCUCCCGCUACUGGUCCGACAUCCCCACGGACCAGUACGAGUCUCUGAAGACCCAGCUGUUCUCCCAGAUCGCCUGCUUCUCCUCCGGCUCCAAGAUGGUGCUCACCCGGCUGUGCGUGGCCCUGGCCUCUCUGGCACUCAACACCAUGCCCGAGGCCUGGCCCGGCGCUGUGGCCGAGAUGGUGCGGGUGUUCCAGGAGGAGGGGGGAGGGGUGGACGGGCGGGCACGCUGCCUGGCAUUGCUGGAGCUGCUCACCGUGCUGCCCGAGGAGUUCCAGACCAGCCGCCUGCCGCAGUACAGAAAAGGACAGGUUCGGGGCGCCCUGGGUCGGGAGUGGGGGUCGGUGUGUCCCUUACUGCAGCAACUGCUUCGGCGGUCGGACAGCCCCGGGGCGGUGAAAGCUCGCGUGCUGCGCUGCCUGUCGUCCUGGGUGCUGCUGGACGUGCCCCUCAACGAGAGCGAAGACCUGGUGCACGACUGCUUCAGCGCCCUGCCCGACCCCGAGCUCUUCGACACGGCGGUGGAGGCAAUAGUCAACGCCAUCUCGCAGCCCGACUCCCAAAGAUACGUGAAUACUUUGCUGAAGCUGGUUCCUCAAGUGCUGGCCCUCCAGGAGCAGCUCAGAGAGGCUGUUCAGAAUGGAGACAUGGAGACCUGCCAUGGUAUCUGCCGUAUCGCCGUUACACUGGGAGAAAAUCACUCCAGGACUCUGUUGGAGCAGGUGGAUCACUGGCAGAGCUUCCUGGCUUUAGUCAACAUGAUCAUGUUUUGUACAGGCAUCCCCGGACACUACCCGGUCAAUGAGACCACCAGCUCGCUCACACUCACCUUCUGGUAUACGCUACAAGAUGAGAUAAUGUCGUUCGAGUCGGAGAAGCAGGCGGUGUAUCUUCAGGUCUACAGGCCCGUAUAUUUCCAGCUGGUGGAUGUUCUGCUUCACAAAGCCCAGUUCCCCACCGACCAGGAGUACGCAUCCUGGUCCUCCGACGAGAAAGAGCAGUUCAGAAUCUACAGGGUGGAUAUCUCAGACACACUCAUGUACGUGUAUGAGAUGCUGGGGGCGGAGCUGCUGAGUAACCUCUACGAUAAACUAGGGAGACUGUUGACUAACGCUGAGCAGCCCACAUCAUGGCAGCACACAGAAGCCUUACUGUAUGGCUUCCAGUCCAUAGCAGAGACGAUAGAUGUGAACUACUCUGACGUCAUCCCAGGCCUGAUAGGACUCAUCCCCAGAAUCAACAUCAACAACGUCCAACUAGCAGACACGGUGAUGUUCACAAUAGGCGCUUUGGCUGAAUGGUUGGCAGACCACCCAGUGAUGCUCAGCAGUGUCCUGCCCUUGGUGCUGCAGGCUUUGGGGAACCCGGAUCUUUCUGUUUCUUCUGUCUCCACACUCAAGAAAAUCUGUAGGGAAUGCAAAUAUGACCUGCCACCCUACGCAACCAACAUAGUAGCUGUCUCUCAGGAGGUGCUUAUAAAGCAGAUCCACAAGACGAGUCAGUGUAUGUGGCUGAUGCAGGCUCUCGGCUUCCUGCUCUCCGCUCUCCCCGUGGAAGAAAUCCUACGAAACCUCCACUCUCUCAUCACCCCUUACAUUCAGCAACUGGAGAAGCUAGCGGAUGAGACGCCUAAUCCCUCCAAUAAAUUAGCAAUCAUCCACAUCUUGGGUCUGCUGUCCAACCUCUUCACCACGCUCGACAUCAGCAAGCAGGACGACGAGUCAGCAGACGGCUCGGCGCCACCUGUCAAAACAGCCCCGCCUCCACCUGGACCAAACCCAGUGGUGGUGGUUUUGCAACAAGUGUUUGCUCUCAUACAGACCGUCCUCAGCAAGUGGCUCAAUGACUCGCAGGUUGUGGAGGCGGUGUGCGCCAUCUUCGAGAAGUCGGUGAAGACUCUGCUCCACGACUUUGCUCCCAUGGUGUCUCAGCUCAGUGAGAUGCUCGGACAGAUGUACAGUACUAUUCCCCAGGCCUCAGCCCUCGACCUCACGAGACAGAUGGUGCAUAUCUUUGCCAGUGAGACGGACCACUUCCCACCCAUCAAGGCUCUGUUUGAGCUGGUUACCUCAGUAACGCUGUCCAUCUUCCAGCAAGGACCCAGGGAUCAUCCUGAUAUUGUUGAUUCAUUUAUGCAACUCCAAGCUCAGGCCCUCAAACGGAAGCCCGAUUUGUUCUUGUCUGAGAGUCUUGACGUGAAAGCAGUGUUCCACUGUGGAGUUCUGUCGCUGAAAUUUCCAGAGGCUCCGACAGUCAAGUCAACGUGCUUGUUCUUUACUGAACUGUUACCCCACUGCUCCGAUGUGCCUCCUCUGGCCCGGGUGGUGCAGGAGGACGGCAAACUGUUGAUGCAAGCCGUGCUGGAGGGCAUCGGGGGCGGGGCAUCUCGGAGCCUGAUGGACCAGUUUGCAGAAGUGCUUUUCUCUCUGAACAAGAACUGCUUCUCUCUGCUCGCCAUGUGGUUGAAGGAGGCUCUGCAGCCUCAGGGGUUCCCGUCAUCGCGGGUCACGACUGAACAGAAAGACAACUUCUCAAGUCAGAUACUCAGAGAGCGAGUGAACAAGAGGAGGGUGAAGGACAUAGUGAAGGAGUUCACACUGCUGUGCAGAGGGCUCCACGGUACGGAGUACGCCGCUGAAUACUGAAACUCUACCCUUGAACUCUCGCCCGACCGUGACCUCCGCCCUCGGCGCCACACAGCUGGAUGCCACGACAACACAGCUCUCACAAACCACAUCAGCGAAGACAUCAUGAAAUGAUUGUAAUGAUAAACCCGCCCACCCCUCCGCCGCAGGACAAGACAUGGAACCAAUCCAGACCUACCAAUCGGAUUAAAGGACAAACAUUUAAAUCCCCGGUGGCUUUAUGGAGGCAGUCCUUUUAGCUCUGAUCUCCUUUUUCUGUUAUACGAUUGAUUGUUUCUCCCUCCUCUCUCUCCUGUUAUUUCUCUGGGAGAGCUUCGAGCAGCUCUCCCAGCAUGCUGCCUCUCGCCUCCUUUCGAUCUCUGUCUUGUUCUGCCUUUUUUCUAGAUCUUCCUGUGGUUCCCUAGGUUGUUCCCUGGUGAUUAGCGUCCAUAUGAAAUGGUAGUGGUAUCGUACGUAGCUACUUGACAUUAUUUUCUCAAAAUAAAUCAAAUGAAUUAUAUAAAUGUAUACGUAUAUACACAUAUAGAGAGACGGUGGUCGUCAGUCCUGCUGCUGCUAACGGGAAGAGAGAAGGACCAAUGUCUGGAGGGAAUUCUGCAGGAGACAUUAACACAACUACAUUUUACUCCCAGCCACGCCCCAUGUGAUCUCUACAUUUGCCAAAUUAUCAUGUUUUGUGAAUUCGUCCACUUUUUUUUGAUAUAUAUUUAUGCCUUUUUUGGGGGCUAUGAGUGGAAAAAGAGCCAAAAAACCCACACAACUGGAGUAAAAACAGUUUUCUCUCUCGACCUGUACCUCAUGUACAUACAGUCCCAGCCGGUCAUACUGCAGUCUCCUCGGAUUGUAGAGUGUCUCUUAUGCAUUGGUCCCUUAGGUAAAGCAGGACUGCCUGUAGAGAAGGCUAGAAGUGGGGUGGUGGGGGGGGAAGUAUAGUAGCUGGUAGUGAGAAAGAGGCACAAGAUGGAAACUGAGAAGGGAACCGAGUGUUCGGAGGGAUGAAUAAUCCUGUCGAAGGACGGCUUAGUCACUGUAAUCGUGCAAAAAUAUUAAUCAAGUUGUGCAUAUUAACAGUUAUUGCUGAACACUUCUGUGUAUUUGAGUGUGUGCGUGUGUUCAUACCUGUGUGUAUGUAUGAGAGGUUGUGUGUGUGUGUGUGUGCACAGAUGUAAAUCUUUUUUUUUUUUUUUUUUUUUUUUUCACUUGUUCAGUGCACUUAUAUUGGACCUACAGUACACAUCGAUAACUUCCUCCUGUCUUUUAAAACAAAGAGCGCUCACCCAUUUUUCCUCACACCACACUCCUUCAGACUCCUCCUUUCUGGCACAUCCAGUAGUUCACCGGCGAUCGCACCCAUCUGUUUAAAACCUCCUUAUCACAUGGAAUGACCGGCCAGUGAUAACCAUUGAUCACACUCAUCUAUAUCUAUCUAUAUAGAUAUCUAUAUAUAUAUAUAUCUAUAUAUAUAUCUGUUAUUGACACUUCCGCUCUUAAACGAAAAAUGCCACUCAAAUCAUAUCAUCCAUCCGGGUCACUGCUUUGGAGAGGACCAAGAAGGAUUAGAGAGUUUAGGACCAAACUUCUCUGAGUUAUUCAGCAUUUUUUUGCAACAAGAGUUAACACCGACAUUCUGUGCUCAUCCAUUUAUUGCCUGAGACAUCAUCGUCGGUGAAGUGAUGUGACGGCUUUAAAAUAUACACUGUCCGGUGAAUCGGCAGGACCAGUCGACGUCUAAUAUCACUCAGCGUUGAAAUGUACUCCGUGGUCUCUGAUAAACUUUAUCUCAGUCUAAUCCUUCUGUCUUAUCCGAGGUGCCUGCAGACAUGUAGCAUGUAUGUGUUUUGGGGGGGAGGGAGGGAGGUAGGCUCAGGGGGGAUAAACGUAUUCAGUGUGUGAGACACUGCAGAAGGACCUGAUACAGACUCAGAGGAAAGAGUCGGCUCUGGAGUGAGUCGUCAGAACCUCUGAGUCUUCAUUUGAACGGCGUACGAUUGGACGUUCCUCGGUCUGUACUGUCGUCAUAUUCUGAGGCGGGAAAUAAAUAAAUAAACAGUUUGUCACAGUUUAAAUAAAGAGAGAGUAGUAGGUGGCGGAGGGGAGGGGUGUGUGAAAUGUACAUUGUUUUUUUUUUGUACCUUGGCUUUAAUUUAUUAAAUAUAUCUAAG